Carlito syrichta (Philippine tarsier) is the source of this 1918-nucleotide messenger RNA. RefSeq names its product protein ARMCX6. The transcript has 4 exons. Gene Ontology annotation, cellular component: mitochondrion. NCBI's taxonomy places the organism in Eukaryota, Metazoa, Chordata, Mammalia, Primates, Tarsiidae. The coding region runs from base 428 to 1330 and encodes 300 amino acids. The record is from RefSeq and is a predicted model, not a curated record.
GUGACCAAGAGCCGCCUAGAGCAUAAGUCCUGCUAGUCUCCUCUGUCUGGGUACCAGCCCCUAUUACUCUGCAGGCUUGGAAGGGAGAAGGAAACUAGCUCGGGCCAUGCAGGUUUGUAGGUCUAUUGGCCUGUAGGUCGCGGCGCAGAUCUUGGCGAGAGAAGGAGCAAACUGCCUUAGUUGGAACCGUGCCGUGCAGGGAAAGGGGUGUGGCGGCUUUUGCUGGGGAAAUGGCGGAUGACCAGGGGGCGGGGGAAGCCCGCACGAGGAGUCAGAAAAGUAUUCUUCAUAACAGACCAACAGGAGCCUGGAAGAGGCUGAAAACUACUACCCUCCACCAAUACUCACCCUGGCACUAAAGGUCCUCUUCAGUCAGGUGGAGCAAGGUCCUUUCUUAUCCUCCUCCAAGGUUGACAUAGACUUGAGCAUGGGCCGGGCACGGGAAGUGGGUUGGAUGGCAGCAGGACUGAUGAUUGGGGCUGGUGCCUGCUACUGCGUUUACAAACUGACGGUAGGAAGAGGUGACAGCGAGAAGUUGGAGGAGGAGGAGGAAGAGGAAUGGGAUGAUGACCAGGAGCUGGACGAGGAGGAGCCGGAUAUUUGGUUUGAUUUCACAACUAUGACUCGGCCGUGGAAUGAGGACGGAGAUUGGACAGAGCCUGGAGCCCCAGGUGGCACUGAGGACAGGCCUUCAGGGGGAGGAAAGGCCAAUCGAGCACACCCAAUAAAACAGAGGCCGUUCCCCUAUGAACAUAAAAAUACUUGGAGUGCUCAACACUUUAAAAAUGUCAGUUAUAUUCUUGACCCGUCCAAGUGUCUCCUCAUUCAGGGAAACCUGUUGUUUGUCGAGCCCAGGAAUGCAGGAUUUUCAUUUGGCCACAAUAUCAGUAGUCAUUUGGCCAGCCUCUCAAUGGUGGGAAUCACCAUCCCCACUCCUGACCCUGCUGUCAGAGAGGCUUUGUGUGCCCCAGCUAACGUGAAUGCGGGUAUUGAAAGUCAGGGCCAGAUUAAGAUGUACAUCAGUGAAGUGUGUCGGGAGCCUGUGUCACGUUGCUGCAACUCAUUUCUGCAGCAGGCCGGAUUAAAUUUGUUAAUAAGCGUGACAGUUAUUAAUAACAUGCUUGCCAAGUCCGUUUCAGACUUGAAGUUUCCUUUGAUAUCAGAGGGAAGUGGAUGUGCUGAGAUUCAGGUUUUGAAACCGCUGAUGGGUUUGUCUGAAAAGCCAGUCUUGGCGGGGGAGUUGCUUGGUGCCCAAAUGCUCUUCUCUUUCAUGUCCCUCCUCAUCAGAAACGGAAACAGAGAGAUACUCCUGGAAGCCCUGGCCCCUUAAAUGGCCGUCUCCAGCAGAAUGGGACUGAAUCCACCCCAAACCUGCUUGGUUUGCAGAUGUCAAAGAUUCUGCAGAGGGUGCAACUGAAGGGCCAGCCUUAGCCAGUCACCACAUCAUUGGGUGAAAGUUUCAGUGUUCAGUCGAGGACCACACUCUUAUUGGCCAGGCAGGGGCUCCCACAGAGCUCUGAGUAACUUGUUGGUUUUGCAGCCUGCAGGCAACGUGCUAUGUAAACUCCUCCCUUGCAGCCUCCUUCCUGUGGUGAAGGGAUCCCUUCGGCCGCCUGCUGUGGAUAAAGAACAUCCAAUUACAGCAUCGCGGGUGCCGUGGUUGCCUGUGGUGGUCUCCCUGUCUAAGCGGGACCACUUUGCAGAGACCAGACGCAUAUCGGAGCUUGAGCUGAAAAUGCAUUUGUUGCAGCUUAGGUUGAAUUAUGUUUCAUUUACUCUUCUACACGAGCUGAUGGAUGGUGAACCUAUUCAUCAAAAAGUACACUCUUCUUCUGUCUAUUGUACUGACUUAACCUCUUCCACCUGAGUCCGCCUCUGUGUGUAUCAUCAAUAAAGUUGUGUGCUUUGAUUGGCAAAA